This is a messenger RNA of Naegleria gruberi, 1950 nucleotides long. RefSeq lists its product as uncharacterized. Lineage: Eukaryota; Heterolobosea; Eutetramitea; Acrasida; Naegleriidae. The record is from RefSeq and is a predicted model, not a curated record. Bases 1 to 1950 code for a protein of 649 amino acids. The transcript has a single exon.
AUGAAAAGAGAGUUGUGUUUUGUGUGCGUAGUAAAAUCAGGUGUUUUGUCACCAAGAUUCUAUAAUGUAAAGAAUGGAUUUGUUGGCAAAGUUCCUAUUCACCACAAGGAACUGAAUGGCACUAUUUGUUGUCGACAUUAUAAGCAAUUUCUUGACAAAUAUCAUGAAAUGGAGAAAAAAUUCACAAACUCAAACUUGAGGACAAUUCAAACAGUGCAACACGAUACCUCUACUCAAAAUCAAUCUUAUCAAUUUCAUUUACAUUCUGAAACCACUAUUGGAACUAUAGCACCACUUGACAGAAAUGAAAUCAUUGAGAAAAUAGAUUCCAAUCUAUCCAUCAUACCAACAGAGUACCUCAUUCAAUGUAUUAAACCAAAGCAUUGCACUUGUUGCCAUAAUAGUGAUGUACCUUUUAAAAGUAUUACCAAGUAUGGCUUUGAGCAGACGUUGAUUUUUUCUUGCAGCAAUUGUAAGAAGACGUACACUUUCAGAACGUGUCCAAAAGAUCUUAAACUGAACAAACAUAUCAUUCAGUCGUACGAACUGUCAUCAGGUACUUAUGAAUCAUUGUCAACAUUUUCAAAGGUUGUGGAAUUACCGUUAGUUAGCAAAGGAGUUUAUUAUCAAUAUGCUAACAAGUUAUGGAACAAUAUGAGUAGAUUGUUAAAUCAAGAAAUGAACGAGGAAUUGUUUUCUGUGGCAUAUCAGAGAAUGAAGGCAGCUGUUUCCUUGUUCAUGCUUUGUGAAAUUAAGAUUUGUGGAAAGUCUUAUUAUUUAGGGAAUGAAGUUGUGGCAAUAAUUUAUUUGUACGUCUGUGGUUUUGCUAUCCCUUUGGAUAUUUCUGUUGAUGCAAGAUAUUCUUCAAGACGAAAUGCUCACGAAUGUACAUUAAUUGUGUUCGAAACUAAAUUCAAAAAAAUUAUUGAAAGAUCACAUGUGAUUAAGAAGAGAACUUUAAAGAAGCGUAGCAUUGCCUUAAAAGGUUGUCUAGAUAUAUUUGUUGGCGCUUCCAAAUUAAUGGAACCAGAGGCAUGCAAAAUGGCUAUCACAUCAUUGCAACAUAAAUCUUUUCCACUAACAGGUCAUGGACUUUUGCAUUUCAAGAUCAAUUCAUAUGUGCAUGAUAAGGACUCGACUGUUUCCACCAUAAUCAAGAAACUUGAACCAACAGCCGAAGAAAAAUUAGAUCCCAAUCACGUUGUCAGAAACGUUAGAAAAGAAGCUAAAGAGAGAAUUCCUCGUGUUGCAGUCAUUGUGGUUGAAUCAUUCAGAAAAUGUAUCAAAAUGACAAGUUCUCUCUCUGAUUCAGAAGCUGAGAAGAAGUUGAAAAAAUUAUUAACAGCAUAUCCAUAUCAUUUACAAAAUGAUCACUCAAAAUGCGAUGAAGGUUGUCCUGGAACAACAAAAAGUCAAAAAUUAAUUACAAAAGAAGAAGCAAUCAUAGUGCAAGAAAUAUUUGACAAGAGGAUCAAAUAUUGUCACAAAUUUUGUAACUCUGAAUAUAACAGCCAAACCAAUGAAUCAUUACAUAGUACCAUUUGUCACACCACGCCAAAAACAUUGGACUUUAGUCAUAAUUAUUGUGGAAGAGCUGAUUUAGCAAUAGGGCAACGCUUAAUGGGAAAAUUUUGUCAAUUAAGGAAAAUUCAAAAAUUUACCGAAGCUCCAUUCAUAAUGUCCAAAAUUGAUGCUCGUAAAUUGGAUGCAAAAUAUGAACAAGAUAAAAUCAGAAAACAAUCUAAAACGUACAAAGUUAGGCGAGUAGAGUUGCGAAAGGCUAACAAAGAAACCAAGCCACCACCACCAAGCAAAGGAAUGAUCGGAAAAUGCACUUGUUCCAAGAGUUCCACCUGUAAGAAAGCGUGUCCAUGUAAGAAAGCUGGAAAGCCUUGUACAUCAAAAUGUUCUUGUUCUCCCAAUAAGUGUACUAAUAACAAGAAAGUUUGA